Molecule: messenger RNA, 3041 nt
Organism: Bolinopsis microptera
Lineage: Eukaryota; Metazoa; Ctenophora; Tentaculata; Lobata; Bolinopsidae
Product: protein FAM149A-like
Exons: 15
Coding region: 91-1776 (561 amino acids)
Source: RefSeq, a predicted model, not a curated record
UUUGCAGCUAUGUAUGAAGCAUGGUGAAAGCUGAGCAGAAGACCAUUGGAAUGCGUGUAAAUUCCUUUCCUUAGCAUGUAGCCCUGUUUAAUGGCACGACACCGGGGCUUUCUUGAAGUGCGUGGUGUAUCAAGAGAGUCUAGUACAACCCUUACGCAGGAUAAUGCACCCUGGGGAAUGAACACGCCUAUGGGCUUCUGUCCAUUAUCAACACUGUCCAGCCACCAUUCUCUUCUCUCCUCGAAUAGAGAGUAUGAAAGCACUGAGGGUCUACACUCUUCAGGCAUUUCCUCCGCUGAUAGCUGGGCUCAGGAUGACGAGUUUGACAGGAACGCUACUCGGAAAGUUCGCAGCAUGUUUGAGGAACUAGAGACUGCCAUGUUUGAAAAUAAAAACUGCAUCUCAAGAAACUUAGAGCGUGAAAUAUCUGAAUGGACGGAAAUGUUUCCUCACUAUAGGAUACUGGGGAAACAAUUGUGUCUCCCCACGGAGAACGGAACAGAGUUCAUAUCCACGGACUCGGAUCUAAGUAAGCAGGAACUGGACGCCCUGCUAGACCGGUCCCUUACAUUGCACCAGCAGCAUCACUCUGAUGUGGCUGAGCAGUGUUCCCUAUCUGCCCUCGUUUUAGCGGGCACCAAAAUUAAACAAUUUGAAAAACCUCCCGUUGAAGAAGAAAUCUUUGCAUCAGAGGGAAAUAACGAAGAAUAUUUAGCCUACGAUAAACCUGAUUCUUUUAGUUCUGUCGCACAAGUGUACUACAAGUAUCAUCAAAAACCAGGGUUCCCACCGAUAACUCCCAAGUCUCACAGAAAGCAUACAAUUCACAGUUUAGUGUUUGUAUGUCUUUGGAGCGACUGUAUGAAUGCCUCUGAACCACUUAUCGCCAAAAUCUGCACUGGAAUGCUCCCAGAUAUCCUGAGCAGACGGUCUCUGACGAGACCCUCUCUCCUACCCCCUAGUCCUCUACACACGGGCUCCUCAUCACGGGGUCUACAGGACGUCAUGACCAUCAGAAGGGUUCCUUUACAAGAAAGAAGUAGUUCUCAGCAAACUAUCUACAGGGACAUGUCAUCUCAAGUUGGGCGACCCCAAUCCAGCAGACUACCCACAGUUAAGUCGGUCAGUGGUCUCGGUAGUCUCCUUCCUCUCCGUCAGAAAUCACGAGAACACCUCCUUCCUCCUGUCGACAGAACCAAAAUACUUACAUUUCAGUCGCCGAUAUUCAACGCCUCAUCAGCUUCUGAAAACAUCUCCUCUGCAGGAUUACGUGGUCGACAACUACGGCAGCAGCCGAGGAGGUUACCUCCCUUGACAUCAGACUAUGAGCCGUCAGAACACUUCAACCCCCGCUCCGUGGGCAGGAACGGAGAGUCACGUGCUGCUAGCGCUCAACCUGAGGAUGUGUCGCGGCGGAACGUGAGAACGUUUUACUCUACGGACGGUAGGCCAAACACUACCAGUACCUUUAGGGUUCAAACAGCGUUAACUCGACGACCUCCCUCUACCAGCAUGACCCGGAAAUACCAGAGCAUGGCUCCAAUAGGACUCGAAAUAUUUGGGGCCAGCACCGGGACUACCGUCAGUAGUAAAGGAAGCAGGUUAGCAGUGGUAGAUACAGAUAACAGACUAGUUGUUGACGGAGACUACCAAGAGCACGGCACAUCCCCCACCAAGACCCCCACUAUCACAGAGAACGUGUUUACCAAACCUGGCCGGGUCUGGAUUACUGGGGUCCAAGGCGCUGGGCUAAGGAAGAGCUCGAACGUAAGAUGAUGCGUGAGAAGCAGCACGUGGAGCACCACGUGAUUCACUUUUCUCAACACCUGCCUAUCAGAUCAUCAGAUUUCAAGCGCAGCAACCCUUAGGAUUACAUUUGUACAACCCCUACCCUAUCAGAUAUCAGGCGCAACGACCUCUAGGAUGAAAUUGAUAUGUUGAAACCAGAUGUUGGUAAUAUGCUGCCGUCUUCAAAGUUUGGUGUCCAAAUUGAGAGUUGAAGAGAAGGACUUACCGGAGAUAACAAGCCUUCCCGGUAUGCAGGUCCCAGCUUGUAAGAGGCGCGUAUGGUACGUGGUUAAUCCCAGGUGACCUAUUGAUCACUACACCAUCGGAUAUCACUGCAGUGCAAGUGGAAACACGGCUUUCCAUUUCGUCCGCAGUUCGUAAUAUUAUGUUUAAAAGCCCAGGACAUAAAUCAGUCAUGAACAUCUCCUGAAAUGUAAUGGACUAAACAAGAUUGAUAGGAAUAUUCUAGCUUCAUCCGAACCAAACUUGGACGAUACUAAUAUUGCGUAGAAUUUGACGCAUGGUAUUUGAAGUUGAUAAUCUUUAAUAAGCUCAAGAAAGCUGUUUUUGUUUAUUUUGAUUUGACCCACUGACUAUUGAAGUGUUAUGGAGCUUUUGUUCCGACUUUUUGUCGGGUUUAACGAGCAUAAUGACCUAGUUGUUCAUGAUUUGUAAAUCAUGUACCACCAUCCUGAUGUGAAAUGUCUGAGCUUACCACAUUAUGACAUGACCUAUGAAUCUAAUUCAAUCUCUCACAAUACUCUCCUCUUUCACGAUUACCCGUCUUCCUAAGUCCUGACCUUAAAAGUUUUUCAGUAACCUUCGAAAAGUUAAUCAUUGAAAAUGACCCAAAACCGUUUAUUUCAAAUUCUUUAAACAGUCUAAUGUUGAACUCAAAUCUAAAUAAGAAAGUAGAGUAUUACAGACACAGUCAUGACAAUCAUCAGACAUUGGAAAUGGAAUAAGUUGUUUAUUUGGCGUUUAGGAGGACACCUUACUAUUGCUACUUCAUAUUGGUAUUUCGUUCCAUUUAAGGAUUUUCAUUUUAAUUGUUUAACUUCAAAUUAGAAUAUUACAUCAACAUUGCUGUUUUACUAGUUUUUUUUCUUCACAUUGAAUAGUCAACUAUAGAUAAGUUAGAUACAAUGUAUUAGUGAAAAGAGAAAAGGUUGACAUCAUUUUUAUUGUUUGAUAGUAUCAAAAUAUAUAAAUCGCAGUACGGCCAAUGUCUUUCUCAAUAAGCUUGUCUUCUC